AUGUUUAAUCGUGAACGAAUUAUAAGCAAAACAUCCACGUUUGACCGUUAUUUUGAUGUUGUCUUUCUGGUGAUUCAGAUACGUUUGGGUUCAAUAACAAAUAAUUCGUCGGAUAUUUCAGGUAGUGGAAUUGAUAUUGAUAGUGUUCCAAAUAAUGCACAACAAUUAAUGAUGAAUAGUAUAAGUCCGAAAGCGGAAAAAAGAGCGCUACAUCGUUUAGUUGAAAACAAAGACAACAUACUACGUGGCGUCAAUCGAAGCUUACGUGGGGAAUUUGGGAUUAAUAUUUGUAAAAAUGUCAAACCGUCAAAUGAAGAUAAUUCAUCCGAACUGAAACAGAAUGUUGUUGAAUUUAUGAAUUGUGAUAAUGUGCCCAAAGUUUGUCUGGAUGUAAAGAUGCAUAAAGGUGUUCCAAUUCGUUAUCGACCUCAUAAUUUAAAUGUUUUACAUAAACAAUUCCAAGCUGAAACUGGGACAUCAUGUUCAUAUUCUAUGUUUUGCCAAUACAUACCGCCAAAUAUUAAAAAACCGAAUGUGAACGACUGGAGGACAUGUCUUUGCAUGUUAUGUCUUAAUCCUCAAAUGAAAUUGGAGAAAUUAAUUCGAAUGAACACGAUCAAUAAUACUGAUACAGAUUUACAUAACGUCAUCAAAGAUGAUUUAAAAUUUGAAGAGUUUUUGAAAAAAAUAAAAUUAUUAGAAAAACAAAAAGUUACAAUCACAUAA
Molecule: messenger RNA, 726 nt
Organism: Didymodactylos carnosus
Lineage: Eukaryota; Metazoa; Rotifera; Eurotatoria; Philodinida; Philodinidae
Source: the annotation of a GenBank genome assembly